Acyrthosiphon pisum (pea aphid) is the source of this 838-nucleotide messenger RNA. RefSeq lists its product as uncharacterized. Lineage: Eukaryota; Metazoa; Arthropoda; Insecta; Hemiptera; Aphididae. Bases 45 to 365 code for a protein of 106 amino acids. The transcript has 3 exons. The record is from RefSeq and is a predicted model, not a curated record.
CAUCAUUUGGUUUCGCCUUAGAUACGUGUAGUCGUUUAUAGGUAAUGGCAGCUCGAAGGAAUUCGUCGGAAAAAAAUCCAAAAAUAUACAGCAAUGAUUCGGAAAAUUCUAAGGUAAACAUUGUCACAACAAAACGGACAAACGCUAAGUGUUUGCGAUCGAUUCCAAACGAAAAAGAGGAACCCAGACGUUUAUCUUACUCAGGGCAAUACACAAAAACGAGAGAAGAACAUGCACCAAACAGAGUAGUUAAUAAAGAAGUCGAAUUAGACGAUAUGAAUCGUAAGUACCUAGCACCUUAUAAUAUAAUAAUCGAUUAUUUAUUAUGUAAUAAAAGUAUACAACUCGUACAAUCGAGAUAUUAACGAGUCAAGCUUAAUGUUUAGCCGUCGAAACGGGCGAGUCAGAAGAUUGCACCACCGUCGGAAAAACGUCAGUUAAAGAAGAACCACCAGAAAUAUUGAACCUAGACAAGACCAUUGAAGAGUUAAAGACGGCAGUGGAAUACAAAUUUAUUUAUCUAGUUUACGCGGUCAGCAAAAAAUCUAAAUAUUUUUCACCGUAUAAUUUCAAAAUUGUUCCGUUUCAAAACAUCAACGAACGUUGUUUCUUUACGCUAAGUAACGAAGGUAUGUUGUCUCAUAUUCAAAACGAAGUGACAUUCACGACAUUUGCGCAAUUUGAAGAGGAAUAUAGAUCAUAUAAGAAAGUCGUAAAAGUAAGUAAAGGUUUUUAUAUUGACUACGUAUAUAAGUAGGUACAGUUAAACGUAUUGGCUAAAAGUUAUAACUUAUAACCUACAGUAAAGGCUUAAUACGAAAUGCAUUCAAAUUUUAAU